Messenger RNA from Dendrobium catenatum, 1272 nucleotides. Its product is annotated as aspartyl protease family protein At5g10770-like. Lineage: Eukaryota; Viridiplantae; Streptophyta; Magnoliopsida; Asparagales; Orchidaceae. Gene Ontology annotation, biological process: proteolysis. The record is from RefSeq and is a predicted model, not a curated record. The coding region runs from base 1 to 1272 and encodes 423 amino acids. Gene Ontology annotation, molecular function: aspartic-type endopeptidase activity. The transcript has 2 exons.
AUGGCAUGCGCCGGGGGCUGGGAGGUCAGAGGAGGCCUUCUAGAUGGACCGAUGGAGGACUGGAUGAGUCGUGUAUGGCAUCUAAUAGAGAAGAAUUCUCUAGUAUCAGUGCGAUGGCGUGCCAGAGAAUACCAUCUCAUUGAUGUUGAGUCAUUGCUGCCAAACAACUCCGCUGGCAUCAACCCACUUGGCAGCUCUCUUUCAGCAACAGUUCCAAUAGAAGAAGGCAUUUUUUUUGGUACCCACAAAUUUAUCGUCACCAUAUACCUAGGCACCCCUCCCUUGCCAUACUCACUUGUUUUUGACACCGGCAGCGAUGUCACUUGGAUCCAAUGUAUACCCUGCGAUAAGUGUUAUCCCCAAAAUGACCCAAUAUAUAACCCUUUCGAGUCCUCUACCUAUGCAUCCAUCCGCUGCUACAACGACUAUUGUAGCCAACUAAAUACAUAUGAUUGCUCCAGGACCGACAAUUGUCUCUACGAGGUACAAUACCGCGAUGGUUCUUACACUAAAGGCUACCUCGUUAAAGACACCUUACAAUUCUCCUAUGAUAUUAUAAAGAAUUUCCGUUAUGGCUGCGGACAAAACAAUAGCCUCAGCGUACCGAAGGUAGAUGGGAUAUUAGGCUUCGGCCGGGGGCCAGUUUCAAUUAUUUCCCAGACAGCUCAAUCAUAUGACUUGAUAUUCUCAUAUUGUCUACCAUCAAAGUCAGGCAUAAUUGGAUAUCUUACACUAGGGAGUGAUGAUGCCAUUCAUGUGCAAUAUACACCGAUGAUAACCAGCGAAAUGAUGCCAUCCUUCUACUUCGUCAAGCUAAUUUCUAUUUCUGUUGGGGGUGAUUGGUCGAAAAACUCCCCUAGAACCAUGUUGGCCCCUGGCAGAAAAGCCAUGUUGGACUCUAGCAGAAUGAUUAGCCGACUGCCGCCCAUUACCUACCAUGGCAUCCGCAGCACUUUCCGUAAAUACAUGGCCAAUUACCCGAGGGCGCCGUCAUGGGGCAUACUUGACACAUGCUAUAACUUUACUAACUACCCAAGCAUGAACGUGAAGGUGCCGCAGAUUACGUUUGAAUUUGAUGGCGGGGUUAUUAUUAAAUUAGAUAUCUCAGGGAUACUUCUCGGGACCACUAAAUCUAAACAAUGCUUAGCCUUCGCUGCCAAUAAAUAUGCUAGUGAUAAGGUAAUUAUUGGUAAUGUGCAGUUACGCACAUUCAAUAUAGUGCAUGAUAUAAAAAACUUGAGAAUUGGCUUUGGGGCUGGUGGUUGUAAUUAG